Messenger RNA from Pomacea canaliculata, 3259 nucleotides. RefSeq names its product prolyl 4-hydroxylase subunit alpha-2-like. Gene Ontology annotation, biological process: peptidyl-proline hydroxylation to 4-hydroxy-L-proline. NCBI's taxonomy places the organism in Eukaryota, Metazoa, Mollusca, Gastropoda, Architaenioglossa, Ampullariidae. The transcript is spliced from 16 exons. Gene Ontology annotation, cellular component: endoplasmic reticulum. The record is from RefSeq and is a predicted model, not a curated record. Bases 1083 to 2648 code for a protein of 521 amino acids. Gene Ontology annotation, molecular function: procollagen-proline 4-dioxygenase activity; L-ascorbic acid binding; iron ion binding.
AGUGAAAAAAUCGUCUGCCACCUGUCCAGGGGAUAUAAGUUCGUGGUUUAAUCGCCAGUCUCCAAUCGUCUAUUUUCAACCUUCGACCAUCCAUCUUCAAUAGUCUCCAAUCUUCAGUCGUCUUCAGUCGUCACACUUCAAUCUCCGAAUCGUCAGCAAACCGUCAGCUAAGCGCUAAUCGUCAAUGAAUCGUCAAGUCGUCGCGAGGACAGGCUGCGUUUUCGUCGGACUCGACUUUGGGCUGCUGGCCAUUGCGGUGUUGGGGUCGACUCGGGUUCUGAUGGCACCGGAAGUGCAGUGACGGUAGAAGCGGGAGACUUUUUCCAAGGAAACGUGAUCGGCCGGUAAGCAGACAGAAAGUUCGUCUUCUGUAAAAGACAAAUGAUUCCUGCUUCAGAAAAUGCGCUCUUGUUGACACUGUCAAGAUUCGAAGCCUAAAGCCAUUUGCUAAUAUCAUCUGAACGCCAGACUUUUAGAGGGCAUUUCUGAUGUUUGGCUAGCGGCGCUGUAAUCGAUGCCGACUGAACGUCCAGCAUCAACAGAUGGAGCUGCUGGUGUGAUGAAAGUGCGUUAAAUAAGGCGACAGCUUUCGUGCUCUGGUCACCGGAAGUUUCGCACGGAGGCUUGCUCGUGUUUUUAUUUUGUAGUACUUUAUGUGCAGGUCUCAGCUUCAGUUGAAAACAACCCUUGUGAAUUUUUUUUUUUUUUACUUCCAAAUUGUUCCACUUUGCGGAGGGAAAGAGGAUGAUGGUUUCCGCGCGGUAUCAGCGUGAUCUCGCCAUGCGUCCACUGAAAGAGAAUCUGUGUCAUGACUGCAUCAGAGACGGAGUUUCCCGUCCAGAAAGGAUUAGAGUUGGGAUACACACAUUUAUUGAAAAUUUCCCUUCAUGUUCCCAAGCUGUGAGAGGUGCUUUGCUUCGGGAUAUAACUAGCCCACCCGACGUCCUUUAGGUCAGAGUAAGGAAAAAUGUUGUAUUAAUGAAAAGAAAAUGAAAGAUCAAACUGGGAGGAUACCAAAGGUCAAAUGUCUUUGAGGACAAGACUCACUGGUCAAAAGACUCAACGGUGACAACACUGCACUGAUGACGUCACUGCAUCCUGUGAACGUCGUCUGCACGACUGUACUGGCGGCGCUGCUGUGCUGCUCGGCAGAAAUCUUCUCGUCAGUCGCCAAACUGAAGGCCUUGCCGCACCUGGAGAGAACGCUCUUGAAGAAGUUCCAGGACUUCUUGAAAGCCACCCCGGGCAUCGAUGAAGAAAUAAGAGGACGACUUCAGCGACUGAAUGCACAGAACAUUAAAGACCUGCACAACAUCACCUCCCUGGAAAGUCCGUUGCACGCCUUUCGCGUCCUCAAGAGACUCGUGCAUCGAUGGGAGUCUCUGAUAAAACUCAUUAACUGUUCUAUCAGGGACUCAAUCAGCGACAAAAAAGACUUUUCACUUGUCUCCGCGUUUCUGAACUCCACGAGGACAUGGAUGAUGUCACAAAUGUUGUGGCCGACGAAGGCAGAUGUUUCCGGUGCCGCCAUGGCACUGGUCCGACUGCACCGACUCUACAGCCUGGACUACGCCGACCUCCUCAGAGGUCACUUCCUCCAUGAAAGGUCAUAUCCUCUGACGUCAUCAGAACUCACUUACCUCACGAAGGCAGCUCUGGAGCUGGGAUUGGUGUGCGAUGCGAGAGAACUGUUGGCAGCUCUGGAAGUCAUCUCGAAGAAAGUGGAUGGCUUGGAGAUGAAAUCUGUUGCAAAACUGCGCGACCGUGUGUCACAGCUUUCCACCAGCAAGAUGGCAGACUGUAACAAAAACAGAAGUGAAUCAGAAGUGCCUGUUUGUGCCAUUGAUGGCUGGAAUACUGCAUCGGAUCAGUUCAGCAAAACGUCUGCUCGGCAAGCGUAUGAAGAGAUGUGUAGAAAAACAAUACAGGCUUCCUUUGCGUUUGGGUCGGGGCGCGAUUGUUACAUGCAUGCAACAUUCAUACCUUACCUCAGGUACAGGUCAGAGGUGGUGAACUCCGACCCGCUCAUCCUUGUCUUCCAUGACGUUAUUGACGACGCCGAGAUCAGCGAAAUCAAAGACCUGGCUUUCGGCAAGCUGUCACCAUCAUCACUGGCGCUGACCCAGGUAGCCCAUGAGAAACAUCUUGUGCGGGUCAGUCAGAACGCCUGGCUGUUCGAUUCCACUCCCACCCUGACGAGGAUUUCCCGCCGCGUGGAGCUGGUCACGGGUCUCAGCACGCGCGUGUUAAGCGAGAACACCCACGCGGAGCCAUAUCAGGUGUUGAAUUAUGGUCUUGGAGGUGUCUACGGGCCACAUGAAGAUUCGGUGCGGUUGCCUCGACGCACCGGUAAUGAGGACGUGCCAUUGCUGAGGAACUCAGGGGACAGAACUGCAACAUGGAUGUACUAUCUGUCAGACGUUCCGCUAGGAGGCGCUACAGUCUUCCCUUUCCUCCAGGCGGGAAUACGGCCCCAAAAGGGUACAGCUGUCCUCUGGUACAACCUCAAGCGCAAUGGUGAGGGAGACAUGCGUGUAGUGCACGCCGGCUGCCCAGUUCUGUACGGCGAUAAGUGGGUGGCAAACAAGUGGCUCAGAGAAAUAGGCAACGUCUUCAAAAGACCCUGUCUUCUAGAUCCCUCAUUGUGAUGACUGUGGAGGAGGAGGAUGAUGACAAUGAUGAUGGUGAUGAUGACCUCGAUGACAUUGACGACAAUGAUGACGAUAAUGAUCCCGGUGAUGUUUUAUACAUAAUAGAAGCAAUACGGAAUAUAUUUACUGUGAUAUGUUUGAAUGAUCAUUUUCUUGCAAACACGAGCUUCUGUUUUUGAGUGGAUGCUGCAGUUCAUGUCAGUUAACGCUUGUGUCCAUUGCAAAGUUUUCAGAGUUGAAGCUGAGAUGCUCGUGCAAAAAAGUGUAUUUCCGUCAGAUUUUAUUGUUAUACAGUUAAAAAAAAGCUUCCACGCGUGUAUGAACAGACAUGAGAGAAAUAGAGAUGGUGUGUGUAGAAGUAUUUAUAUUGUUAAGUUUGCUGAGUGCCAAGUGCUUGAGCGCUAUUGAAGCAUUGAGUGUUUUUCACCCUCCAUGAAGGUAUGACUCUCGUGAGUGAAGGCUUAUGACAUUAAACAAUAAAACUGUCCAGUUAUUUUGUACUUGAAGAAUAUAAUGCAGUGUUAACAAGCUAUUGAAGUCACAAAACAAUUUUAUAACUUUUUAAAACUGAAAUUACUUUAAAUAAAGUUAACCUGCUUAAGCUUGAC